AUGUUCGCGUUCAGCACUUUAGGAAUAUGCCGCGUUGCCGACGCUGGCUACCAAGACUAUUUCCGACCCUUGUCUUUUGCCCGCUUGUAUGCGAAUGAGCAAAGUCCUUCACCCGAAGGGGAGCGGUCCCUGUCGGCAAGCGAGCUGCGCCGAAUGAAGCACUCGGCUGAACAGCUUGACAGUUCAAAACAGGAAGGAGGCAGACUUCGAGAGCUAGAAGUGAUCUUCAAAGAUGCUUCCUACAAAGUCUUGGUGUGUUGGAAUUCAGGCGGGCGGUUCUGGUAUCUUGAAACAGAUGUUGCCAGCACUACUGCGUGUAUGCCCUCGAGGUGCACACAAGAUGAUGUUGAAAAUACCAUUGCUCGCAUGUUCUUUGAACGGAUAGCUGCACCCGGCAUUCGCCCGGAAAUCGCCCUUGUCCGUGAAAUAUUCCACUGGGGACAGCUGCAGCUGGAUUUCGUCAUUGUGGGAAUGGACGGGUGUGGCAGCACAUCUUUGCACAGAAUUUUGGCUCAGCACACUGAGAUUCAGUUCACGAACUUAUCCGUGUUCAACGUUGAUGAGGACUUUUUCAUGAUAGAGAUGGGCAGGCAGACUUUGCCUUUCCGUACUCAGGUGGAGCGCUUCAACUUAUUCCGGUCGGAGCUCCGGCGGCAGAAGGGCGACUCACAGGUGGUGGGGCUUUAUCAGCCUUACAUGUGGAAUGUCGAGAUGUUGAGGUUGGCAAUGUUGGAGAUGCCCAACUUGAGGGUUCUUGCCACGGUUUGUGACCCCGUAGACCGCUUUGAGCGCCGCAUGCAUGGCCAGAGCAACCCGACAGAUGACGAGCUCUCGGAGGCCGUGGCGGUGCAGCUGAAAGACGACGCGUCAGUGAAUUUGGUGCAAAAGUGGCAGGCUUGGCGUGAGUUGGGAGACCGGCUCCUCUUUGUGGAGCAGCUCAGACUCAGCUCUCACGAGACUUGGAGGACCAUCUCGGAUUUCCUGAAAAUUCGGCGGUAUCCCAACUCCUUCCGCUUCCCACUCUACAAUGCACGCGGCUCGCGGACAAGCUUGUGCCGGCACCGGACGUUGCUCCAGGCCUUGAAGGAGCGCUUCAAGGCGGAGUACGAUUUCCUGUCUGAGGAGCUGGGGUCCCAAGCCUUUCAGCUCCGGCAGACGCACUGCGAAAGGUUGGAUUCGAUCAAGGAGGCUUGCGUGAAGGACCGGUGCUCAGCUUAG
Symbiodinium natans is the source of this 1218-nucleotide messenger RNA. The record is from the annotation of a GenBank genome assembly. Lineage: Eukaryota; Dinophyceae; Suessiales; Symbiodiniaceae.